Molecule: messenger RNA, 2858 nt
Organism: Lytechinus variegatus (green sea urchin)
Lineage: Eukaryota; Metazoa; Echinodermata; Echinoidea; Temnopleuroida; Toxopneustidae
Product: gamma-aminobutyric acid type B receptor subunit 2-like
Exons: 7
Coding region: 79-954 (291 amino acids)
Biological process (GO): gamma-aminobutyric acid signaling pathway; G protein-coupled receptor signaling pathway
Cellular component (GO): membrane; G protein-coupled receptor heterodimeric complex
Molecular function (GO): G protein-coupled GABA receptor activity
Source: RefSeq, a predicted model, not a curated record
UUUCUGUCCUUUUUUCUGUUUAGAACAAUCAAAUUAUCCAGUCCAAACAUCAAUAAUAUCAUUAUUUUGGGAAGUAUCAUGACAUUCUCGUCCGUGGUGCUCAUGGGUACCGAUGCCCGGAUCGUUAGCCUUCAGAGGAUGGAUUUGAUAUGCAGGGCUCGACUGUGGACCCUUUCUCUCGGGUUUACACUCGCGUUCGGAGCAAUGUUCUCGAAAACUUUCAGAGUACAUAAAAUAUUCAUCAAUAAGAAACUACAGAAGCGGUCUGUAAAAGAUUACCAACUCGUGGUAAUGGUUGGAGGAUUUGUGCUUGUGGAGAGCCUCUACCUCCUCAUAUGGGAUGUUAUUAAUCCAUUACGAGCUCAAGUGAUUCAAUUUACAGAAGACUCUUCAGCAUCAGAGGAUCGGGUGAUCAUUCCAGAACUUCAGGUGUGUAGGAGAAAUGGUAUUAACAGCCUGUCAUGGCUCUCAGGGAUUUAUAUCUUCAACGGUAUACUACUCAUGUUCGGCCUUUUCCUUGCUUUUGAAACAAGAGCGGUUAAAAUCCGCGCCCUGAACGACGCCAAGAAUAUCGGCAUUUCCGUCUAUAACGUGUCCAUUCUGUCGGCAGUGGGGGCGCUGUUCAACCUGGUAAUGGACCCUAAAGACUACACAUUGGUCUACAUUGUUACCGGUAUGUGUGUGAUCGUCAGUACCAUCACUACUCUCCUCGUUAUAUUUUUACCCAAGGUUAUUGAUGUGAUAAAGUAUCCAGAUGGAGCCCCGGUGUCUACCAUGCCGGAAGAAUUCUCCACCAAUCUAAGCACAGCAAACACCAAUGCUGGAGAGCAAAGGAAGAAACCAUUCCUGCCGACAGUAUCGUCCAAAGUCGGUGACGGAGAGAGUUCAAGCAACGGGGUCCACAAUGGUCAUCCGAGUCCACAAGACGCCUGGUCGGACAAUAAGGAUCAAUAAUAAAGCGCAAGAAGAUAAUGCAAGAAAUUAUAUCAUCAAUUUUUUAGGUUGGAAUUAUCAAGAUAUCAUGGUUCGUGGACUUGUGUUGAAAGUUCCGAGUCUGAGCUCCAUAUUCCAUGUAUAAUUAUAUAUUUAAAAAAACGUAAAGUAAGCCAGUCUCUGUCAUUUUCCAUACGCUUACGAAUUUAUGUCUAAAUUUUCAGGGGGAAAUGGUUCAACUUUGCUUUGUAUGAGUUGCACCCAAAUGCCACAAUAAUAACACAGUGCCUCCAAUGUGGCACGGGUGAAAACUUAUUCUAAAACGUAACAAAAAAUGAUAGAAGUUGGUGGAGGUUUGAGGAAAAUCUGUCAAAUACUUGAUAGGUUAUUAGAAUUUUAAUCUUUUGAUUUGUGAUAUCAUAUGCGAGCAGUCUCGAGGUAUCGUGAAUUAAAAAAAAAUCAAUGAAAUGUAAUUUUUUCACAAAAUUGAAACUGAUAUUUCUUGUACCUUCAUUACAUCAACAGACAACAACAAAAAAUCACCCCUGCUCCUGAGAGAAGAUUUCAGUCAUUGUGAACCAUUCAAGAAUUGAAAUUCAUGCUUUUUAUAUUACAUUUAAAAAAUAGGGCCACUGCUCGCAUAUAACGUCACAAAUCAAAAACUUAAAACUUCAAUAACUUUCUUAAUCUUUCAUGGAUUUUCCUCAAACCUUUUCCACCAUUUUUUCAGGUAUUUUUACCAAAAACCUUUGCCCAAGCUACCCCCCCCCCCCCCCUUUUAUAAAUCACACUAAACUUCAUGGGACUCUAAAUUUGCGCGUAAAAGAACAAUUGCCACGUAGAUAUCGAAUUGCCUUACUCAACGAUAGGAUGAGACUCGAACCCAGAUGAUAUUAACUUGCAUUAUGGUGUGGUGGUGUUUCAUAAAGCUGUCCUUAAGUUACACAAGGUGUGGCUGUGGUGUUCUUGCGCUAUGAGCACUUGUUAUGCAAUGUCGAGUUGUCGUUUGUAACACCUUUUUAAUACAUUUUGUUAAAUGUAUCUCCGACUUUUCCCAUGUUUAAUUGCAUAGAAUGUCUAAAGUUCUUUUCAAAAAGUUUUUUUUUUUUAGUUUGCAUUCUCAUGCUCGUUAUAACAAUCAUGUUAAUACACUAAGAGUUGAUUUUAACUUUAGCUGAUGUUGAUCCAAAUGGUUGAGGAUCUCGUUUGGCACCCAAGACAAGUUUAUUAUUAUUGCGUAACAUGGUAAAGUCGCGCGUUACUUUCGAGCAGAUUUGUGAAACAACAUCCAAGAAUGUUCUUUGUAUUAUGUAAUUACUGUCAAUAUGAAAUCCAGGGUUUGUAUUCAACAAGUAAACUGUCAACUUUCACUUUUGUCUUCAUGUGACACAACGUGCAAUAAACUUUUGACAGACUUCAUAUCCUCUCGAUCUUGCUAAACCCACAUUAAGUUUCUUCCUUAUUCUCCCCUUACUAUUUUUCUUCGAUUUAUUGCUUCAUCUCCUCUUGAUCUUGCUAAACCCACAUUAAGUUGCUUCCUUAUUCUCCCCUAUUUUCCUUCGACUUAUGACCUCACCUCCUCUCGAUCUUGCUAAACCCACAUUAAGUUGCCUUCUUAUUGACCCCUGAUUAUUUUAAUUCGACUUGUAGUAACCAAUACUGUCCUCAUUGUUUUGUAAACUAUUUUGAAAUGUUUUCAUUUGAAAGGGAGAUUGAAAUUCUAAAUUCCGACCCGCGUCAAUCCACAAUUCAGAAUACGGGCCAAUGAAUUUACGAUAGUUGUUCCAAAUACAAUUUUUGUUUGACAUUUAUAUAGAAAAUACCUCAAGAUUAACUACAUUUCUCUCGAAUGAUAAUUUAUUCUAAAUGGAAACAAUGAUGAUACGUGUUUUACUUUUAUUUCAGUAAACAUUUUAAUUCACAAA